UAACUUGUAUAAAUAAACCAGAUUGUGCGUAUACACUUCAUCAGCUAACUGAGGCAGCAAUGGCAAAAUUUCUUAUCAUGGUCCUCCUCCUCUUACUUCCUCUGUUGGGCUCGCGUGCCGAAAAACAGGUCUACAUAGUGUACUUUGGUGAGCAUAGUGGAGAAAAGGCAUUGCAUGAAAUAGAAGAAACCCAUCAUUCAUAUUUGGUCUCUGUGAAAAGCACCGAGGAAGAAGCCCGAGCUUCUCUGCUUUACAGCUACAAGCACAGUAUCAAUGGCUUCGCUGCAGUGCUCUCCCCAGACGAAGUCUCCAAAUUAUCCGAAAUGGAAGACGUAAUGUCGGUGUUUCGGAGCGGCGAGUACACAAUCCACACCACAAGAUCAUGGGAGUUUGUUGGGUUAUUAAUGCAAGAAGAGGAACACACAAUACCCACCCACUUUAAGAAGCUGGGAUCAGACUUGUUGUCCAGAGCCAAGUAUGGCCAAGAUGUCGUAGUGGGGGUCAUCGACACUGGUGUGUGGCCGGAAUCUCAAAGUUUCAGUGAUAAAGGAAUGGGACCCAUUCCAAAAUCAUGGAAGGGAAUCUGCCAAUCUGGGCCAGCUUUUAAUUCAUCCCAUUGCAAUAGCAGGAAGAUAAUUGGAGCUCGAUACUUCAUCAAAGAAUUCGAGCACCAUUAUGGCCCACUAAACGCCUCAGAGGACUACCGAUCAAGCCGUGAUAAGAACGGCCAUGGAACGCAUACAGCCUCAACGGUGGGAGGUCGAAUGGUUCACAAUGUUUCCGUCAAUGGUGGGUUUGGCCGUGGCAUUGCGUCUGGUGGAGCACCACUUGUGCGCCUUGCCAUUUACAAAGUAUGCUGGCAGUUCAAUGGAAAAAGCUUAUCGUGCAGUGGCGCAGACAUAAUGGCAGCCAUUGACGCCGCCGUAGCCGACGGUGUCCAUGUGAUGAGCAUUUCACUGGGGACCAGAGGCCAACGCCAUGAAAAGUACUACACCGACGAUAUUUUUGUCAUUGGGGCUUUACAUGCCUCCAGGAAUAACAUUGUUGUGGCAUGUAGUGCUGGAAAUGACGGUCCUACCCCUUCCACUGUUUCCCACAUUGCUCCCUGGAUCAUCACUGUCGCUGCUAGUAGUGUUGACCGAAAAUUUGUCUCCCCUGUGGUGCUUGGUAACGGCAGCAAAAUUAAGGGACAAAGCGCCACACCAAGCAAGUUGGAAAAGAAGAUGUACCCUCUAGUAUAUGCUGCGGAUGUAGCUGACCAAGAUGUAUCAAAAGAUUAUGCUGUACAAUGCCUUCCACACUCUCUUUCACUGGACAAGGUCAAGGGAAAGAUAGUAUUGUGCAUGAUUGAAUAUACGUCAGUGCAUGGUGAAGACAUGGAAGUUAAAAGAGCAGGAGGUGCUGGUUAUAUAUUGGGAAGCAGUCGAGCAGGUGGAGUUGAUGAGUUAGCUGCUCAUGCCAACGUUCUUCCUGCCACUGUAGUGGUUUAUACCGAUGCCAUUAGAAUCCUUGAAUACAUCAACUCUACCAAAAACCCAAUUGCAACUAUUAUACCAGCAAAGACAGUGCUACAUACUAAGCCAGCACCUUUCAUGGCUGCAUUCUCUAGUAGGGGUCCAAAUACCAUAGACCCCAACAUUAUCAAGCCAGACAUCACAGCUCCAGGUCUGAAUAUAAUAGCAGCAUGGACCCCCGAGAAUUCUCCUUCAGCUAACAGAGCUAAAGUUGAGUAUCAUAUGAUUUCCGGAACAUCCAUGUCUUGCCCUCAUGUGGCAGCUGCAGCUGCACUGGUUAAAGCCAUACAUCCUACUUGGAGCAGCGCCGCUAUAAGAUCCGCUAUCAUGACCACUGCUAGUGUAAUAAACAACAAUGGCUUACCGCUGACCAAUGACCGUGGCAAUGUUGCAACUCCUUUUGCAUAUGGUUCCGGUCACUUCCAACCCACCAAAGCAGCAGAUCCUGGCCUAGUAUACGAUGCUUCCUACUAUGACUACCUUCUCUACCUAUGCAGCUUAGGAUCAGUCAAAAAAUUCGACAAAACUUUUAAGUGUCCAAAAGCACCUCCCUCCUCAUUCAACCUUAACUAUCCUUCUCUGGCAGUCUCCAAACUGAAUGGAACAGUGAGUGUGAAGAGGACAGUGACAAAUGUAGGUGGAGGAGGAAAGAGUAUUUACUUCUUUACCUCACAACCACCUGUGGGGAUGUCAGUAAGGGCUCAUCCAAGUAUAUUGGUGUUUGAUCGCGUUGGCCAGAAAAAGAGUUUCACUAUAACACUUAGAGCAAUAAGUGAUGAGAUCCUGAGGAAGAAAGAUGGGUAUGGUUUUGGUUGGUACAAAUGGACCGAUGCACAUGCACUCCAUGUUGUUAGAAGUCCCAUUGCUGUGUCGCUAGCUUAAUACUUCGUGAAAUUAAGAUGUGUAUGCAUUUAAUAUUCUAAUUUUCUGUUCUUGGUUCAAGGGCUAAUUAUGCGUCAUGGGGCCAUCCAUAUUGAUUAGGCUUAAGAGAGGCAGUUGUUGGUUGUCCUAUGACCUUCAUAAAUGAACCUUUCAGCAUUUUGGUCAAUAUUUGGGCCCAGUUCAUUUGGUCUAUAUCCAAACGGACUUGGGCUACCCCUUUGUAAAAUGGAGUUCCUGCCAUUAGAACCAACAAUAAAGUCCAGUUUCUCAAUUUGACAACUAA
Molecule: messenger RNA, 2679 nt
Organism: Ziziphus jujuba (common jujube)
Lineage: Eukaryota; Viridiplantae; Streptophyta; Magnoliopsida; Rosales; Rhamnaceae
Product: subtilisin-like protease SBT5.6
Exons: 9
Coding region: 60-2396 (778 amino acids)
Biological process (GO): proteolysis
Molecular function (GO): serine-type endopeptidase activity
Source: RefSeq, a predicted model, not a curated record